Messenger RNA from Baudoinia panamericana UAMH 10762, 778 nucleotides. RefSeq lists its product as uncharacterized. The record is from RefSeq and is a predicted model, not a curated record. NCBI's taxonomy places the organism in Eukaryota, Fungi, Ascomycota, Dothideomycetes, Mycosphaerellales, Teratosphaeriaceae. Bases 255 to 758 code for a protein of 167 amino acids. The transcript has a single exon.
AAGCGCUGCAAGAAGGCGGUCACCAAUCAGCGCUCUUUUUCGCCAUGGGCCACUAUAACAGUGCUGUGCCGCAUCCAUAAAGGCGGGUAAGUGCGAGAUAUAGUAUGACAUUUCAAGCUCAAUUAAGGAUGUGUGUCUUGAAGGGGUUGGUGGCGUAGCGGCGAGUGUUCUAAGCAGGAAAGUACACUUACUUCUCUCUCCAGUAGGCAACCCAAGCUACCUACCACACUCUCUUGCUGUCCGAUUCCUGGCGAAUGCCGCGCGGUGUCUCUCCGCGAUCAAGAGCGUCAAUCCUGGAUCCGCAGGACGAGUCGUAUCAGCCUCUCGAAGAUGUCGACUUCUUCUUACAGCUGUGGACGAAGUGUUCGCGAAAGAGCAAACUCCAAGAACCGUGGUCCUGUCCAAACUCUCCCAGUACCAAGGGGGUCCGUAUGAUAGUCCUAUAUGCUGCUCGCCUCCCUUCCCUUGCUACUGCUCGCGUCGCCGUCUACACAAAGAGCUCAGAGCAGGUGCGUGGGCGGGGUAUGUCGCUGUCAGUCUUCGCCGCGAGCUGCUGCUCAGACACUCCGGAGUCUUGCAGCGGGGUGUUAGGCCAGCCGGACGUUCUGGAAGAAGGGCAAUUGUAUGUGAGAGUAUUCGUUGCCCGCUGCAACAAGGUUGUUGUGCGCGAAAGAGCGCAGAGAUCCCAAGUCCAGCGCCAGCGCCAGCGCCGGCACGUACCGGAGACAAAGCGAACAAACUCCGCAGUCUCAUCCUAAAGAUAGACCUGUUUUAAAAC